AUGAGCCGGACCACCUUCUUUGAGGUGGAGGUCCUGGAUGCCGAGACAAGAGAGCAGCUUUGUUUUUUAGAUAAGGUGGAGCCCUACUCAACGAUAGGAGACAUCAAGAGCCUUUUUCACAAGUCGUAUCCUCACUUGUAUCCAGCAAGGCAGGCCCUGAAGCUUGAUCCCAAGGGAAAAUUACUCAGAGACGAUGAAAUCUUACAGAAUCUACCUGUUGGGACCACUGCCACCGUGUACUUCGGAGAUCUUGGUCCACAGUUAGGUUGGACUAUGGUGUUUCUGGCAGAGUACAUCGGGCCCCUUCUCAGCUACCUCCUCUUCUAUUUUCGAGUACCGUACAUUUACUCGCACAGACAAGCCUUUACCUCGAGUCCCCAUCCCGUUGUCACACUGGCCUGUGCCUGUCAUACCUUCCACUAUAUGAAGAGGCUGAUAGAGACCAUCUUUGUGCAUCGCUUCUCUCACGGGACCAUGCCUCUGAGGACAAUAGUCAGGAAUUGUGCCUAUUACUGGGGUUUCUCAGCUUGGUUGGCCUACUAUAUCAACCACCCUCUUUAUACACCCCCAUCAUUUGGAGAAGCACAAGUCAAGUAUGCACUAGUCCUAUUUGUGAUGUGUGAACUGGGAAACUUCUCCAUUCACCUGAGUCUGAAUAAUCUCAGAGGAGAUGGACCCAGGGGCAGACGGUACCCUAUUCCAACUAAGAACCCCUUCACAUGGCUGUUUUUCUUUGUAUCCUGUCCGAAUUACACAUAUGAGGUUGGAGCUUGGGUGAGCUUUUCCAUCAUGACGCAGUGUCUGCCAGUGGCAUUAUACACAUUAUUGGGGUUCAUUCAGAUGACCAUCUGGGCCAGAGGGAAGCACAAAGCCUACAGCAGGGAGUUCAAGGACUAUCCCAGCCUCCGGAUGGCCAUUAUCCCCCUGAUUCUCUGA
Molecule: messenger RNA, 936 nt
Organism: Xiphias gladius (swordfish)
Lineage: Eukaryota; Metazoa; Chordata; Actinopteri; Istiophoriformes; Xiphiidae
Product: very-long-chain enoyl-CoA reductase
Exons: 13
Coding region: 1-936 (311 amino acids)
Biological process (GO): very long-chain fatty acid biosynthetic process
Molecular function (GO): oxidoreductase activity, acting on the CH-CH group of donors
Source: RefSeq, a predicted model, not a curated record